Leucoraja erinaceus (little skate) is the source of this 3926-nucleotide messenger RNA. RefSeq names its product NFX1-type zinc finger-containing protein 1-like. NCBI's taxonomy places the organism in Eukaryota, Metazoa, Chordata, Chondrichthyes, Rajiformes, Rajidae. The record is from RefSeq and is a predicted model, not a curated record. Gene Ontology annotation, molecular function: helicase activity. Gene Ontology annotation, biological process: regulatory ncRNA-mediated heterochromatin formation. Bases 7 to 732 code for a protein of 241 amino acids. The transcript has 7 exons. Gene Ontology annotation, cellular component: nuclear RNA-directed RNA polymerase complex.
GGCAGCAUGUUCACGGUGUUGGACGGCGAUGAUGAAGACGGCUGUGAGCCCGGGGAGAGGCCGGACGGCGCCCAGCAGUGGGCACGGGAGAAGUUUGCUUACGUCCUCGGCGAAAACGCAGGGGACGAGGCGGAGUCGACCAUCCAGAAGUGUCUGUCUGAGCACAGCACCAUGAGUGUGGAGGAGGUGCAGAAAUUGGGGAGCAUCUGGGAACUACCUAUGGAUCAUCGCUGGAGGCUCUACAGGAAAUGGAGAGCAGCCUACCAGGAGAAACUCAAUGAGGCAAUGAAUGAGAAACUGAAGCAGUACGAAAGCCUGACCCAGGAUAUGUCCGCUCUGGAUCUGGAGGAAACUCUGAUGCUGCUGGGAGAGGCUGCAGUGGUUGGCAUGACGACCCCAGUGACGGCGAGGUACAGGACCCUGCUGCAGCGCGUCAGGCCCCGGGUGGUGAUCUUGGAGGAGGCAGCAGAGAUCCUCGAGGCCCAGGUGAUGACCAUGCUCUCACCCGACUGCCAGCACCUCAUCAUGAUCAGCGACCAGCCUCAGCUGGGGCCAAAGGUGGCGGAUCUGGAGCUGGCGGCUGAGACCCGACUCAACGUCUCGCUGUUUGAACGGAUGGUCCGGAACCACAUCCCCUUCGUGCAGCUCCAGCAGCAGCAUCGAAAGGGACCUGCUGUCUCCCGACGGAAGUUCCACCCCACCCCUGAAGGUCCCAGGUCCAUGUCCCAGUAGAGGGACUUCAAGGAGGGGGUUGAUGGGCCGAAGGGCCUACUACUGCUCCUACUUCUCUGGUUCCUGUUUCCACAGGAGGUGGGGGCGACCAACAGCAGUAGAAGGCCGAGGCUCAGAGCGCCAACCCCCCCCCCGGGAGCACAUCGACGGUGGGUAGGUCAGUACUUGUGAUGGAUCGGGCAAUAUCCACCACUCUCUAGUCUCCUUCCUUCAUGGCCGUUUGAGUUGAAAAUCAACAAUCAAUAUUCCUCCCCCCCCCACGGUGGCGCAGCGGUAGAGUUGCCGUCUCACAGUCAUGGAGACCCAGGUUCGACCCCGACUACGGGUGCUGUCUGUACGGAGUUUGUACGUUCUCCCCUUAACCGCGUGGGUUUUCUCCAAGAUCUUCGGUUUCCUCCCACACCCCAAAGGCAUACAGGUUUGUAGGUUCAUUGGCUUGGUGUAUGUGUAAAUUGUCCCUAGUGUGAGUAGGAUAGUGUUAGUGUGCGGGGAUCGCUGGGCGGUGCGGACUCGGUGGGCCGAAGGGCCUGCUUACACGCUGUAUCUCUAAAGUGAACUGAACACAGCACACCUGCAAAAUCUGGAGAGUAUGGGUCCACACUCCGAAUCUCCUCGAUCUUCUAAGUGGAGGUGUCCCCAUCGUAGCUGGGGUUCCUUGGUCAGUCUAUGGAUGUUCCUUCACAGUAGAUGUAGAAUACAAGGACAAAGGACAUUCAUUGUCACAUACACCAAUUGGUGCAGUGAAAUUUGAGUUACCAUGCAGCACACAAAUAAGAUAAACACACCACUUUAGAAUUUAACAUAAAACAUAAAAAACAUCCCCCCCCUACAGCGGGAUCAACGUUUCCCACUGUUAGAGGGAAGGCACCAAAGUUCAGUCCACUUCCUCUUGGUCAUGUAGACCCAUGAACUGCAAAAAAAACCCCACACAAAGUGCUGGAGGAACAGCAUCAUGUCUGACCCGCUGAGUUCCUCCAGUACUUUGUGUCAUCUUUUUCCACAGUCUAGAGCCUGUUACUAUUUUUAUACACAUAUAUUUUAUAAGUUUAGUUUAUUAUUGCCACGUGUACCGAGGUACUAUGAGAAGCUUUUGUUGCGCGCUAUCCAGUCAGUGUGAAAACUAUACACGAUUACAGUCGAGCCAUCCACAGUGUACAGAUAAAGUAUAAGGGGAACAACAUUUGUUUCAAAGAUAGUUCAAAGGGUCUCCAUUGUGGAAGGUCAGGACCGCACUCGAGUCGUUGAGCUAUUCUUUAUCUCUGGAGAAAUACAAAGUGUACGUGUACAGAUCUUUCUAUUCAUCAAGAGUUUAAUUGUCCUAUGCACCAGGAAUGGAACAAUGACAUCCUUGUUUCCGUAGAUGGAACAACUUGACAAAUGAUUAAUGUUAUUAUUGUUGAUUGUACAUUUAUCGGUCACUCUUAAGGGCUUUUCCCACUAGUCCCGAGUUAUUCACGAACUCUCCCGAGUUUUCAAACUCGCAGAAUGUUCGUAGCGAGGCCGUAGAAGUCUAUGGAUAUAUCGUAGCGGCUCGAUAUGCCAGCCGUAGGUACUCGGGGCAUCGGGUAAGUCGGGAUGUUUUUUCCAGCAUGUUUAAAAAUGUCCACGAGUAAAAAGAUAGCCCUGAGUACCCACGGCUGGCGUAACGUGCGGCUACGAUAUAUCCAUGGACUCCUACAGACUCGUCAUGAACAUUCUGCGAGUUUGAAAACUCGAGAGACGUCGUGAAUAACUCGGGACAAGUGGGACAGGCACUUUUCUACGCUUCGAAGGCCACACCUUAUACGGCGCACCCGUGGACUAUUAUAUCGGCCCCGAGUGUCCAGUUUUGGCCAGAGUUGGACUGUGUUCUCCAUCCCUAUGGGGUGGGUGCACUGAGCUUCAGGGUGUGCCUGAGCCACUGGUCUGACAUGGGUCAUCGAGGCACCUGGCAGUGGGAGUACCAUCCUGUUCAUCCAACCAACAGCAAAACCCCGCACUCGCCGGCACGCCCGAGGUAAAAUCCAAACCUACUGGAAGCUCUGGGCAGGGCUGGGCAGCGCCCGUGGAGAAGGGAAGACAAAGUAAUAAGAGUGAAGACACGAGGAACUCCAGAUGCUGGUUUACAAACCAAACCGAUGCACGGUGCUGGAGUAAGCCAGCGGGUCAGGCAGCAUCUCUGCGGUAACAUGGAUAGGCGACAUUUACCACCUAAAAGUUCACAAAAUGCCAGCGAGUCGGGGCAGCAUCGCCAGAGACCAUGGAUUGGUGACAUUUACCCCUAAAAGGACAUACCGUGCUGGAGUUACUCAGCGGGUCGGGGCAGCAUCUCAAAAGCAACAUGGAUAGGAGAUGUUUCAGGUCGGGACCUUCCUUCAGACUGUAGAAGUUCCAUGCUCUCCUGAGAGGUGGCCUGACGCAAAGAAAUAGGACAUUGUUUCAGCUUGAUGGCACUUUAGCCAAGUAAAGACGGACAGAUUGGAAAAUGGUCACCAGCCUGCAAGAAGUCCUGGUUCCUGUGGGUGCGCAAUAAAAUCAUAGUUGAACCACCACUUGUUCAUCUCUGUUUCUACGCUGGUCGGGGGCUGAGGGCAAGAAGAGUGGGCAGUGGCGCUUACGGCUGUGGCUCUGAGCUGUGCCACCGUGGGCCUUACUGGGUUCAUGUUUAUUAUUGUGUGUACCGAGGUACAGUGAAAGGCUGUGUUUAUGCGUGGUGCCCCAUCAAAUGGGAUAACACUGCACAUAAAUACAAUCCAGCCAAACUCCAGUACAAUAGGUGGAGCAAAGGGGAAGAUACAGAAUGCAGAAUAUAGUUCUCAGCAUUGCAGCACAUCAGCUCCACAGACAAAUCCAAUGUCCACAACGGGGUAGAGGUGAAUCUGACAGCACCCUAGAUCAUGGAAGGACCUGAUAACAGAGGGCUAGAAGCUGUUCCAGAGUCUGGGGGUGUGUGUGUGUUUUCAAGUUUCUGUAUCUUCUUCCCAAUGGUGAGGAGAGAAACUGGGCAAGUCUUUGAUCAUAAGAGAUAGGAUCAGUAUUAGGCUAUUCGGCCCAUCAAGUCUACUCCGCCGUUCAAUCCUGGCUGAUCUAUCUCUCCCUCUUAACUCCAUUCCCCUGCCUUCUCCCCAUCGCUGACACUUGUACUAAUCAAGAAUCUAUCUAUCGUUGUCUUAAAAAUAUCCACUGACUUGGUCUCCACAGCCCUCUGUGGCAAA